AUGGCUACCCAAAGAUCUUAUGCUAGAAGGAGUGCGAGGGAGAAUAUGGAACAAGAAGCUCCUACCGAAGCUCCUCAAGUUCAGAUCAAUCCUUUGGCCGAGCAUGUUUCUAAUAUGGAGUUUAGGGCCACUUUUCAAGUGUUGGCUCAAGCGGUUACGGUCCGAGCCAAUAGGGAGGUUGUGGUUCUCACAAGCUCAAAUGUGAAUUCGGCGGCUUCAAGAGUGAGGUACUUCACAAGGAUGAACCCUUCAAAGUUUCAUGGUUAUAAAGUUGAGGAAGAUCCUCAAGAGUUUAUCGAUGUGGUGUAUAAGAUUUUGAUAAUCAUGGGAGUUACACCGGUGGAUAAGGCGGAGUUGGCCACUUACCUAUUGAAAGGUGUGGCUCAAGUGUGGUUUUCCAGUCAAGGUUCCUCCAAUGCUCCUCCUAAGUUGAACCAAGGUAGAGUGUCUAACACUAAGCCUCAAGGAGGUAAUGGUAGUGGAUCUUCACUGCCUAGGUCUAAUUGCACCAAGGGUGGAAGGAAGCAUGAUGGUAAGUGCCUAGCUGGCUCGGAUGGUUGUUAUGGUUAUGGUAAAAGUGUUCACAAAAUGAAGGAUUGUCCAAUGCUUAUGGCUAAGGAGAGAGAGGGCAAGCAAGUUCCUACUAGUGGUGCUGGUUCCAAUGCUCCUAAGCAAAACCCCUUCUAUGCUAUCCAGACUAGAUGUGAACAAGAGAGUACUCCGAAUGUGAUUACCGAACUUAAGGAGUUGAAAGAACAGUUAAAGGACUUGUUGGAUAAGAGUUUCAUUCGACCGAGUAUCUCUCCAUGGGGUGCUCUGGUUUUGUUCAUAAGAAAGAAGGAUGGUUCCCUUCGUAUUUGCAUUGAUUAUAGACAGUUGAACAAGGGUUCAACAGACAGGUUUUUGAGUCUAGUGGCUAGCUGUUGA
Messenger RNA from Solanum stenotomum, 927 nucleotides. RefSeq lists its product as uncharacterized. The coding region runs from base 1 to 927 and encodes 308 amino acids. Lineage: Eukaryota; Viridiplantae; Streptophyta; Magnoliopsida; Solanales; Solanaceae. The transcript has 4 exons. The record is from RefSeq and is a predicted model, not a curated record.